AUGAAAGAAAUACUAAAUUCGGUUCCGGAGCUUGAUCUAGAUUAUCACGAUGAUGAUGGCCAGACACCUCUACUCUUGGCGGUGUUAGGACAUCAUGCGAAAGCUGUGCAAUUCCUGACAUCUCGAGGUGCGGACAUCGAGGUCAAGGGUCGCUGGCCUGCGCCAGAAGACGCACCGCUAGCCGUUGCGGCACGUCUUGGCGACCUGGACCUGCUUGACGUGUUGCUUCUUGGUGGGGCGAAUGUCGGGGCAGCAAGUGGACCUGAUGGACGAACACCGCUCAUGGUCGCGGCGGCAGCAGGGAAGCUUGAUGCCGUGGACAUGCUCCUAGGUGUUGGCGCGGCCGUCGAUGCCACGCGUGGCGAUGGCACUACAGCAGCUUGUUGGGCUGCACGUGGUGGACACGGUGAUGUCCUGCGACUUCUGCUGGAUAAUGGCGCGAACGUCAAU
Messenger RNA from Aureococcus anophagefferens, 450 nucleotides. RefSeq lists its product as hypothetical. NCBI's taxonomy places the organism in Eukaryota, Pelagophyceae, Pelagomonadales, Pelagomonadaceae. The annotation marks the transcript as partial. The record is from RefSeq and is a predicted model, not a curated record. Gene Ontology annotation, molecular function: protein binding. The transcript has a single exon.